AUAAAAUUAAAAUCUAUUUUAUUAAAUUUAUUAUAACUCGCUAAUAUUAUAUUUUAUUUAAACAAAUCCAUUAAAUACGUCCCAUAUAUUUAAAUUGGCAAAGCAAAAUUAUUAGCGCUUUUUCAAACAAAUUUGGAUGGCAUUUCUUUUAUUUCCAUUUUUGAAUGAAUAUUAUUGUUAAGAAACAAAACCCAAUCAAUUUGAAUAUUUUUUAAGUGAUAAGGAAAUAUUUAUGUGAAAAUUUGAUUAGAAUUUGGAUCGUUAAUAGACACAUUCAAACUAUAUAUUUUCUAUAUUUUUAUUCAAAUAAAUAAUUGACUAAAUCUAAAUUGUUGUAAUUACUAAUCUAAACUAAAAUACAAUGUUCCAAUAGAAAAAUUUGUAAAUAUCUAGAAUUUAUACAAAAUUGGAGUAAUAAUUAUGGGAUUAGGAAGUUUGAAUAUUAUUUUUAAGAAAUAAAACAUGGUCACUUUGAAUAAGUUUUAAGUAUAAGUAAAUAAUUAUACGAAGAUUUGCUCAGAAUAUGAAUAAUAAAUCUUUUGAUGACAAAUAUUUUAGAAAAUAAAAUUAUAUAAAUAAUUGACUUGAUCUAAAUUGUUAUGUUACUCUCUCUCUCUAUAUAUAUCUACUUGUUGAUGCCUUCUGAAUCCAUCUUUAGAGGUCGGCUCCUCUCUGCUUUUCCGUCUUUGAUUUGGAUCUCUUCUUCCAAUGGCUAGCGGGAAGGACCUCAUCGUGAGCUUCGGCGAGAUGCUCAUCGACUUCGUGCCCACGGUCUCCGGCGUGUCAUUGGCGGAGGCGCCUGGGUUCAUCAAGGCCCCAGGCGGCGCCCCGGCCAACGUGGCCAUCGCCGUGGCUCGCCUCGGAGGGCGCGCCGCCUUUCUCGGAAAACUCGGAGACGAUGAGUUCGGCCGCAUGCUGGCCGGCAUCCUGCGCUCCAACGGCGUCGACGACGCCGGAGUUCUGUUCGACACCGGCGCACGAACGGCGCUCGCUUUCGUCACUCUCCGCGCCGACGGCGAGCGCGAGUUCAUGUUCUAUCGAAACCCUAGCGCCGACAUGCUCCUCGAGGAAGGCGAGCUCAACCUCGACGUCAUCAAGAGCGCUGCGGUUUUCCACUACGGAUCUAUAAGUUUGAUCACGGAGCCGUGCAGAUCGGCUCAUCUGAAGGCCAUGCAGGUGGCGAGGGAUGCAGGGGCGUUGCUCUCCUACGACCCCAACCUCCGAUUGCCGCUGUGGCCUUCGGCGGAGUCGGCGCGGGAGCAGAUCAUGAGCAUCUGGGACCAAGCGGACAUCAUCAAGGUCAGCGACGUCGAGCUCGAGUUCCUCACGGGGACGGAUUCGGUGCAGGAUGACGUUGUUUUGACCCUCUGGCGCCCGGAGUUCAAGCUUUUGCUGGUCACCCUGGGGGAGAAGGGAUGCAAAUACUACACCAAGGACUUCCGAGGGAGUUUGGAUGGCUUCUCCGUUAACACAGUGGACACCACCGGAGCCGGAGAUGCAUUUGUCGGCGCCAUGCUCACCAAGAUCGUCGCGGACCAAUCUGUGCUACAGAGCGAGGAAAAGCUUAGAGAAGUUCUCAGAUUUGCCAAUGCGUGCGGAGCCAUCACCACCACUAAGAAGGGAGCCAUUCCUGCCCUGCCAAACAAAACUGAAGCUCUGGAGCUUUUGAAGAGAGAUUGAAGUGUUUGGAUCCCUCCCACUGCGUUGCUAUUUUAGUUUUUGUUUUAGUUGGAGUUUAAUUUGUCUAGGCGAUUUGGAGUUUCUGAUGUUUUAUUUUCUCUUUUUCAUAUUUUUCACAUGAUAAAGCAUUUAGAGAAGUGUUUUUGAUCUUUUAAUUUCCUUGAUAUCUAUUACAAUUUAUCAAAAA
Messenger RNA from Zingiber officinale, 1867 nucleotides. Its product is annotated as probable fructokinase-1. Gene Ontology annotation, cellular component: cytosol. Gene Ontology annotation, molecular function: fructokinase activity. The transcript has 4 exons. Gene Ontology annotation, biological process: fructose metabolic process. NCBI's taxonomy places the organism in Eukaryota, Viridiplantae, Streptophyta, Magnoliopsida, Zingiberales, Zingiberaceae. The record is from RefSeq and is a predicted model, not a curated record. The coding region runs from base 709 to 1680 and encodes 323 amino acids.